Otolemur garnettii (small-eared galago) is the source of this 650-nucleotide messenger RNA. RefSeq names its product alpha-1-macroglobulin-like. The transcript is spliced from 5 exons. The annotation marks the transcript as partial. Lineage: Eukaryota; Metazoa; Chordata; Mammalia; Primates; Galagidae. The record is from RefSeq and is a predicted model, not a curated record. Gene Ontology annotation, molecular function: endopeptidase inhibitor activity.
CCACACCAUGAGGGAAAAGCAACUGCCCAAACCGGUCUUGAUUCUACUUUUUCUGCUCCUUCCCAGUGAUGCUUCAGCUGCUGCAGAACCGCAGUACAUGGUGCUGGUCCCAUCAGAGCUCUACACCGGAGUUCCUGCAAAGGCCUGUGUCUUCCUUAAUCACCUGAAUGAGAGCGUGACACUGAAUGUGACUCUAGAGUAUGGAGCACAGGAGAGUAGGAAUCUCCUCACAGACCUGGUGACUGAGAGAAACUCUUUCUACUGCAGCCCCUUCAUUAGUCCAGAGUCACCAUAUUCCCCAGCGUUCAUUGCUGUUGAGGUGAAGGGUCCAACUCUGCAUUUCAUAAAGAGGAAACCAAUGAAAAUAACCAAAAUAUGGAACCCAGUCUUUGUCCAGACAGACAAACCCAUUUAUAAACCAGAACAAACAGUGAAAUUCCGCAUUGUCUCUAUGGAUGUCAAUUUUCGCCCUGUGGAUGAAAUGAAUCCCAAAAGGAACCGGAUUUUCCAACGGCAAAAUAUCAAAUUGCAGAAAGGGCUCUCCCAGCUCUCGUUCCCACUCUCAAUGGAACCCAUUCAGGGUUCCUACAAGAUUGUGCUGGAGAAGUCGGGAAGAAAAAUAGAGCACUCCUUUGAGGUGAAAGAAUAUG